Arabis nemorensis is the source of this 1371-nucleotide messenger RNA. The record is from the annotation of a GenBank genome assembly. NCBI's taxonomy places the organism in Eukaryota, Viridiplantae, Streptophyta, Magnoliopsida, Brassicales, Brassicaceae.
AUGACUUGUCUUCAACUCGCAGAGCUCUUUGUGAGCUCUAUGGUGCAUUUGCUUUAUGGGUUUUAUAUAUUCAGCUCCGCCGUCGCCGGAGAUCUUUCUCUGACGUUGAAUGAUUACUUGUUUAAGCCCAAUGUCGACGUCGUCGGAGAAACCGGUCAAAAUCAAACCAAUGUUGAGGGUCUGCCUCCAAUUGUAUUGGUUCAUGGGAUCUUUGGGUUUGGCAAAGGGAGAUUAGGAGGCUUAUCAUACUUUGGUGGUGCUGAGAAGAAAGAUGAGAGGGUUCUUGUUCCUGAUUUGGGAUCAUUAACAAGCAUCUAUGAUAGGGCAAGGGAAUUGUUCUAUUACUUAAAAGGAGGGAGAGUUGAUUUCGGCGAAGAGCAUAGCGAGGCUUGUGGACAUUCUCGGUUUGGAAGAGAAUACGGAGAAGGGCAAUACCCUGAAUGGGAUGAGGAUCAUCCUAUUCAUUUUGUGGGGCAUUCAGCGGGUGCGCAAGUUGUUCGCGUGUUGCAGCAAAUGCUUGCAGAUAAGGCAUUUGAAGGGUUUGAAGAAACGAAUGAGAAUUGGGUUCUGAGUGUGACAUCGUUGUCCGGGGCAUUCAAUGGUACUACCAGGACUUACUUAGAUGGCAUGAGGACAGAUGAUGGCAUGAGCAUGAAACCGAUAUGUCUGUUGCAGCUAUGUCGCAUAGGCGUGAUAAUGUACGAUUGGAUGGACAUUUCAUGGCUAAAGACUUAUUACAACUUCGGGUUCGAUCACUUCAACAUUUCUUGGAAGAAAACUGGCGUGAGAGGUCUUAUUGAUUGCCUAAUGGGGAACGCAGGUCCUUUUGCUUCCGGUGAUUGGAUUUUACCCGACCUCACGAUCCAAGGCUCGACAAGUCUUAACACCAAUCUCCAAACAUUCCCAAGCACUUACUACUUCAGCUACGCGACUAAACGCACACGCAGAAUCAUGGGAAUGACAAUCCCUUCAGGUGUUCUUGGAAUCCACCCGAUGCUCUUCCUCCGCGUCUUUCAAAUGAGCCAAUGGCGAUUCCCACAAGACGUAUCUCCUCCUUAUAAAGGCUACAGGGAUGACGAAUGGCAAGAGAACGACGGGGCAUUAAACACGAUAUCAAUGACGCAUCCGAGGCUACCCAUUGAGCAUCCAAGCCGGUUCAUAAGAAGCGAUUCGGAAUGCCAUUCGUUACAACCCGGGAUCUGGUAUUAUAAGAUAGUGGAAGCAGAUCAUAUAAUGUUCAUAGUGAAUAGAGAGAGAGCUGGAGUACAGUUUGAUCUUAUAUACGACAGUAUCUUCCAACGUUGCAGGAAACAUGUUUUUAGGAAGAUUCCUCAGACUCUCCCUAACCUAUCUCCUCGUUCUCCUCUUUGA